This is a messenger RNA of Cyanistes caeruleus (blue tit), 2043 nucleotides long. RefSeq names its product intraflagellar transport protein 70B-like. Gene Ontology annotation, molecular function: intraciliary transport particle B binding; protein binding. Gene Ontology annotation, biological process: intraciliary transport. The record is from RefSeq and is a predicted model, not a curated record. Gene Ontology annotation, cellular component: intraciliary transport particle B; axonemal microtubule. Lineage: Eukaryota; Metazoa; Chordata; Aves; Passeriformes; Paridae.
CUGCGCCUCCAGGCCGCUGUCCACUAUGCCCAGGGCGACCUCCCGGCGGCCCAGAGCCUGGUGGAGGAGGAGCUCGCCGCCGCUGCUGAUGGCGGCUCCGGAGCCGCCGAGGACCCUUCGGAGCGGGCCGAUGCCGAGGUCAACCUGGGCUGCCUGCUGUACCGGCAGGGCAGGCACGAAGAGGCCAGCGGCAAGUUUGCCAGCGCCAUGCAAGUGUUGGGGUACUGCCCCGAGCUGUCCUACAACAUGGCGCUGUGCUCCUACGCGGCCAAGCAGUACCACGCUGCCCUCAAGUACAUCUCCGACAUCAUCAAGCGCGGCAUCCACCAGCACCCGGAGCUCAACGUGGGCAUGACCACCGAGGGCAUCGACGUCCGCAGCGUGGGCAACACGCUGCUCCUGCACCGCACGGCCCUGGUGGAGGCCUUCAACCUCAAGGCAGCCAUCGAGUACCAGCUGCGCAACGUGAAAGCGGCGCAGGAAGCGCUCACGGAUAUGCCGCCGAGGGCCGAGGAGGAGCUGGAUCCGGUCACGCUGCACAACCAAGCACUCAUGAACAUGGACAGCCAGCCCACUGAUGGCUUUGGGAAGCUGCAGUUUCUUCUCCUGCAGAACCCCUAUCCACCAGAAACUUUUGGUAACUUGCUACUUCUGUAUUGCAAGCAUCAAUACUACGACCUGGCAGCUGAUGUGCUGGCAGAGAAUGCCCAUCUGACCUACAAGCUGCUCACACCUUAUCUGUACAACUUCUUGGAUGCUGUUAUUACUUGUCAAACUGCCCCUGAGGAGGCUUUCCACAAGCUAGAUGAUUUAGCAGGGACGAUGACUGAGCAGCUAAGAAAACUCACAAAACAAGUACAGGAAGCUAGGCAAAAUUGGGAUGAUGAAGCUCUAAAAAAGGCAAUUAAUGAGUAUGAUGAGACUCUGGAUAAAUAUGUCCCUGUCUUGAUGGCCCAGGCAAAGAUUUACUGGGACAUGAAAAACUACACAAUGGUAGAAAAGAUCUUCCACAAAUCAGUGGAGUUCUGCAAGGAACACGAGGUGUGGAAGCUCAAUGUGGCUCACGUGCUCUUCAUGCAGGAGAACAAGUAUAAAGAGGCUAUUAGCUUCUAUGAGCCGAUAGUUAGAAAGCACUACGACAACAUUCUCGAUGUCAGUGCCAUUGUGUUAGCAAACCUCUGCGUUUCCUACAUCCUGACAAGCCAGAAUGAGGAUGCAGAGGAACUAAUGAGGAAGAUCGAGAAGGCAGAAGAGCAGCUGUCUUAUGAUCAUCCUGAUAAAAAUACCUACCAUCUUUGCAUUGUCAAUCUAGUCAUUGGUACCCUCUACUGUGUGAAGGGGAACUAUGACUUCGGUAUUUCCAGGAUCAUUAAAAGCCUGGAGCCAUAUAACAAAAAACUGAGCACGGACACAUGGUAUUACGCUAAGCGGUGUUUCCUGUCCUUGCUGGAGAACAUGUCCAAGCACAUGAUCAUGCUGCGUGACAGUGUGAUUCAGGAGUGCCUGCAGUUUCUGAAGCAAUGUGAACAGUAUGGAAGAAACAUCCCAGCUGUCAUUGAGCACCCCCUUGAAGAGAGUGGGAUGCAGAAUGGGAAAAACACAGUCACCUAUGAAGCCAGGCUUUUGAGGGCACUGAUGUAUAAGAUCAGUGGGUGGCCUGAGUAAAUGUUGUUAUCAUACAGCAGAAAUGAGAACUUUGUUCUCUUCUUGUGCUUGUGAGGUAAUGCUAACCCUCACAAAAUUCUUUAAAGAUUUUGUGCUGUAUUUUAACGACGUUCAGUAGAAGAUAGUACAUUUUCAUUAAAUUAAGCUGUACCAAAUAACUAGGACCAUUCUCAGUAACCAGUCAUGUUAAAUAAAACUUAAGAUGUGUUGACCAAGAAUGUCAUAGAAAUACCAUGGAGUUUUCACCUAUAAGAUAAUACUUUAUCCUUUUGAAAUUUUGAUCAAGUUUCUUUUCAUUUGUUGACAUUUGAAAAAUAAAAAAUGUUAUCUGUCUCUUCUAGGACAGAAUUUGAAGAAAUUGUUGAUUUAAUUAUCUAA